Messenger RNA from Myiozetetes cayanensis, 4715 nucleotides. Its product is annotated as transportin-1-like. The record is from RefSeq and is a predicted model, not a curated record. Bases 325 to 3108 code for a protein of 927 amino acids. Gene Ontology annotation, molecular function: small GTPase binding; nuclear import signal receptor activity. The transcript is spliced from 27 exons. Lineage: Eukaryota; Metazoa; Chordata; Aves; Passeriformes; Tyrannidae. Gene Ontology annotation, biological process: protein import into nucleus. Gene Ontology annotation, cellular component: nucleus; cytoplasm.
CGGAGGGGUGGUGGCAACGGAGUGAGGUUCUCUUUGUUCAGCCAUUUCAGAAACUGUAGCGGCUUUGGGCACUGAGCUGCGGAGGGAGAGGACGGGCUGCUUCGCUCCCUCGUCACUUCUCUGCCGUCGGGGUUUGGGAUGUUGUGGGCUCCUGACGGUGUGGAAUGCACUAGGGAAAGGCUGACGGUGGUGCCGGCGGGCCCGAGACGGCUCGGGCGGGCGGGGCGUGCUCGGCGCUAGGACCCAGGAGGACGCGAGGUGGCUCUUAAGGCCAGAGCGCAAAUUCGCCGUGACUCAGUCCUUGUACAGGAGCAGCAAGCCAAGAUGGAGCAUGAAUGGAAGCCUGACGAACAGGGGCUUCUACAGAUCCUGCAGCUGCUCAAGGAAUCCCAGUCCCCGGACACUACCACGCAGAGAGCCGUGCAACAAAAACUAGAACAACUCAAUCAGUAUCCAGAUUUCAACAACUACCUGAUUUUUGUUCUUACAAAGUUGAAGUCUGAAGAUGAGCCAACACGUUCCUUGAGUGGUCUCAUCUUGAAGAAUAAUGUUAAAGCACAUUUUCACAACUUUCCAAAUGGGGUAGCCGACUUCAUUAAAAGUGAAUGUUUGAACAACAUUGGUGAUUCCUCCCCCUUAAUUAGAGCUACUGUAGCCUCUUUGGCAGCCUUAUCAGCUAAAAGAUUCCCCAAAUUUGGUUUGGUCUUACCCCCUUGGUGUGCUCUGCAAUGCAUGGCAGCAACUUCUGCUGGUCUCUGGAUACUUUCAAGCAUUCUGAUAACAACCAUUGCUUCAAAAGGGGAAUUACAGAAUUGGCCUGACCUCUUACCAAAGCUUUGCAGCCUGUUGGAUUCUGAAGAUUAUAAUACCUGUGAGGGUGCAUUUGGUGCUCUUCAGAAGAUAUGUGAAGACUCUGCUGAAAUUUUAGAUAGCGAUGUAUUGGACCGACCACUCAAUGUCAUGAUACCUAAAUUCUUGCAGUUCUUCAAACACAGCAGUCCAAAAAUAAGGUCUCAUGCUGUUGCAUGUGUCAAUCAAUUCAUCAUCAGCAGAACUCAAGCUCUUAUGUUGCACAUAGAUUCUUUUAUUGAGAAUCUUUUUGCACUGGCUGGUGAUGAGGAGCCCGAAGUACGCAAAAAUGUUUGUCGUGCUCUGGUAAUGUUACUGGAAGUUCGAAUGGAUCGUCUGCUUCCUCAUAUGAUUAGUAUAGUUGAGUAUAUGCUUCAAAGGACCCAGGACCAAGAUGAAAAUGUUGCUUUGGAGGCUUGCGAGUUUUGGUUGACUUUGGCUGAACAGCCAAUUUGUAAAGAUGUAUUAUGUCGACAUCUUACUAAAUUGAUACCUGUGCUGGUAAAUGGUAUGAAGUAUUCAGAGAUUGAUAUUAUUCUGUUAAAGGGGGAUGUUGAAGAAGAUGAAGCUAUUCCAGAUAGUGAACAGGACAUAAGACCUCGUUUUCAUCGUUCACGGACAGUAGCUCAGCAACAUGAAGAAGAUCGUAUUGAAGAUGAUGAUGAUGACAAUGAUCUUGAUGAUGAUGAUACUAUUUCUGACUGGAAUUUAAGGAAAUGUUCUGCUGCUGCUCUAGAUGUCCUGGCUAAUGUAUUUCGUGACGAACUUCUGCCACACAUCUUGCCCCUUUUGAAGGAAUUGCUUUUCCAUCCCGAAUGGGUAGUUAAAGAAUCUGGUAUCCUUGUUCUUGGAGCAAUUGCUGAAGGCUGCAUGCAGGGUAUGGUUCCAUAUCUUCCUGAGCUGAUCCCUCACCUUAUUCAGUGCCUUUCUAAUAAAAAGGCUCUUGUGCGCUCCAUUACUUGCUGGACUCUUAGUCGCUAUGCACACUGGGUAGUUAGUCAACCCCCAGACACAUACUUGAAACCAUUAAUGACUGAGUUGCUAAAGCGCAUUCUGGAUAGCAACAAGAGAGUACAAGAAGCUGCCUGCAGUGCCUUUGCUACUCUAGAAGAGGAGGCUUGUACAGAGCUUGUUCCUUAUCUUGCAUAUAUACUUGACACUUUGGUCUUCGCAUUUAGUAAAUACCAGCAUAAAAACCUGCUCAUUCUUUAUGAUGCUAUAGGAACUCUAGCAGAUUCUGUAGGACAUCAUCUAAAUAAACCAGAAUAUAUUCAGAUGCUAAUGCCUCCAUUAAUCCAGAAGUGGAACAUGUUGAAGGAUGAAGAUAAAGAUCUCUUCCCUUUAUUAGAGUGCCUGUCGUCAGUUGCUACUGCCUUGCAAUCUGGCUUUCUUCCGUAUUGUGAGCCUGUGUACCAGCGUUGUGUAAAUCUGGUGCAGAAGACUCUUGCACAAGCCAUGCUGCACAAUGCUCAGCCAGACCAAUAUGAGGCUCCAGAUAAAGAUUUCAUGAUUGUGGCUCUUGAUUUACUGAGUGGUUUAGCUGAAGGACUUGGAGGCAACAUUGAACAGCUAGUGGCUUGCAGCAAUAUCCUGACGCUAAUGUACCAAUGCAUGCAGGAUAAAAUGCCUGAGGUACGGCAGAGUUCUUUUGCGUUGUUAGGUGAUCUGACAAAGGCGUGUUUUCAGCAUGUUAAGCCUUGCAUAGCUGAUUUCAUGCCCAUUUUGGGAACAAAUCUAAACCCUGAAUUCAUUUCUGUGUGUAACAAUGCCACCUGGGCAAUUGGAGAAAUCUCCAUCCAGAUGGGUAUAGAGAUGCAGCCUUAUAUUCCAAUGGUGUUGCACCAGCUUGCAGAAAUAAUUAACAGACCCAACACACCAAAGACAUUGUUAGAGAACACAGCAAUAACAAUUGGUCGUCUUGGUUUCGUUUGUCCUCAAGAGGUGGCCCCCAUGCUACAGCAGUUUAUAAGACCCUGGUGCACCUCUCUGCGAAACAUAAGAGACAAUGAGGAAAAAGAUUCAGCAUUCCGUGGGAUAUGUACCAUGAUCUCAGUCAACCCCAGUGGAGUAGUCCAAGACUUUAUUUUUUUUUGUGAUGCUGUUGCAUCAUGGAUUAACCCAAAAGAUGAUCUCCGAGACAUGUUCUGUAAGAUUCUUCAUGGAUUUAAAAAUCAAGUUGGGGAUGAGAAUUGGAGGCGUUUCUCUGACCAGUUUCCUCUUCCCUUAAAAGAGCGCCUUGCAGCUUAUUAUGGAGUUUAACCUUAUGCACUUUAGCUGCCGUCCCAUAUCUAGAGGUCCUUCAGUCUGGGAGACUAUGAGGGAGCUUCUGCACCCAGGGAAAAUGUUACCCUUUACUGGGGGGAAGGGUGAACCAGUAGGGAAUACAGUACAGUCCCAACCCUACUGGGAGGGGUGGGAGGGAGGUGUUACUGUCACUGUAUUAAGUCGAUGUUGGGAAAUGUUUUAACAUCUGGAACCUUUGUGAGUGGAAAUAGUCUCCUAUUACAACUCUGCACUGGAUGUGAAGAAGAAAAAGUCUAUUAACAAAACAGCACAUUCUGGACUAUUGUGGGGAAUUUUACCAAAAUAAGAACCAUAUAAUUGAACCAUAGGAAUACAUAAAGAGGAAAACUAUUUUACGCACAAUAAAGGAAACCUAUAAAUGGAGGUCACAAACAGUAAAAGGCUUUCUUUUUUCUUUUAUGUUUUUCUUUUAAAAGUAAGGGUUUUCUACAUUGUUUCACCCUGCUUAAUGGGAUUCCUAGAAAAUUUGCAUGUUAAUGAAUAACUAAACAAAAUAAAAUGCAGCUUGUAUCAGUAUUAGGAGCAGGCACUUGCAGUAUACAGUAUAGAAACCCUGUCGUAAAUUAAAAGAGGUUAACCUGGAUGAAAUGAAGUAACCUGUAAGCUGCCAAAUGAGUCACUCGUUUCAUUUUUGGGGUAAGGGAGGGGCACACCAAAGGAAAGAUUGGCAUACUAAUUUUUGCAUUUAAAACAAAUUAAUCAUUUGGUUUUUGUACUUAACUAGAUUCAAUUUCUAGAGUAGGGUGUUAUUCUUAACAUGCAGUUUAAGGUCUGGGCAUGCAUUCUGGCUCAUAGUGAUCAGAAGUAAUUUAAUUUAGUGGGAAAGUAGCAUGCUUGCAUCACAUAGAGUGAAACUGGUAUUCAUUUACCUAUGUUGCCCCAGUCUUAUAUUGCAGUUUACCAAUGCAAUAUAGCCCUGCAUUUAAAAUCCUUUGGUUGAAAUUUUGUGGAUUUUUUUUUUAAAGAAUAUAGUUAUAAAGUACUGUAGUUCAAAAUUAGGCCUUGAAAUACCUUUUUAGGAUCUGUUAAGAUUAAUAUUCAUAUCAUAUUGUGUGUAACCUGCACAAUGUGGAAAGCUGAUAUAACUGUGCAAAAUAUUAGCCUCUGUGCUGUCAGUGUGAUGUGCUUUCUGCAUGGUUAUAUGGUAGUGAUUUUUAGCAGAAUUUCUAAAAAUGAGUUACAUGGUAAGACCCGUUAAAGGCUACAUAAAUGUUAGUUGGCACAUAAAGACAAUUGUAGAAGUUGUUGAUGAUUACUAUAAUUGCUUUUAUUCUCACUCAAUGUAUUACCUUUUAUGCUUUGUUUUUGUUCACAGCAUGAUCUUAGAGAUGUUUAAGUUAGUGGAUGUAAUGCAGGGCAUCUACAAUGUAUUGGCACAUUUUGGUGACCCUUUGUGAUGUAAUGAAAUGCACAAGGGUGCAAGUUUAAAGCUAAAGAGUGAAAGUUGAUUUGGAUCCUCUUCAUUUCAUUUGUUUAGCUUUUCUGUUGAUAUUUUUUUUCUUUUUUUUUUUCUCUACUUACAUGUAUUCCUGUGAAUAAAUCUUUGUUAAGUUAAUCCUUUA